Protomyces lactucae-debilis is the source of this 1835-nucleotide messenger RNA. Its product is annotated as Leo1-like protein-domain-containing protein. Gene Ontology annotation, cellular component: Cdc73/Paf1 complex; nucleus. NCBI's taxonomy places the organism in Eukaryota, Fungi, Ascomycota, Taphrinomycetes, Taphrinales, Protomycetaceae. Gene Ontology annotation, biological process: positive regulation of transcription elongation by RNA polymerase II; transcription elongation by RNA polymerase II. Gene Ontology annotation, molecular function: RNA polymerase II C-terminal domain phosphoserine binding. The record is from RefSeq and is a predicted model, not a curated record. The transcript has a single exon. Bases 107 to 1453 code for a protein of 448 amino acids.
CGAACAUUCAACCGCGACAAAGACAACAACCACAAGCUAUAGAGGCAGGGCUAGCUAUAGAGGCAGGCAGGCAGGCGGAGAGGCAAGAGAGAAGAAGAGCAUUGCCAUGUCAGAAGAUCUCGCAGAGGAUCUGUUUGGAGAUGAGGCAGAGACUGUCACUCAGUCACAAGCUACAGAGUCUGCAACCCAACAACCAGCACUCGACGUAUCUAUGGUAGACAGCGCCGAGCCGUCACAGGCGCAUACACCCGCAGACGAUGCAGCGGAUCUUGAUUUAUUUGGUGACGAAGAGGAACAAGUAGGCGAAGCAGCAGCAACAGGAACAGGAUUUGUUGUGCCGGACGAAGACGGUGAAGAGGGCGAGGGUGACGGCGAACAGGCUGAACCUGAAGUCGACGUCAAGGCAUUCACCGUACCGCUUGUUCAACGGCCUCGUGGUAUGCCUUUGAUUCCUGGCACAGACAAGGACCAAGACCUUGUCUUGACAAAGCUUCCGAACUUCUUGCGCAUUGCAGCAGACGCGUAUGACCCAGAACAGCUCGUCAAUGAGAUUCAGGCAGAUAUCGACAGUGGCGACUUGUCUGGGCAUGAACAGAUUCGCCGCAAGACGCUGAGAGUCGAUAAUACUCUACGUUGGAAGGAACCAGACGAUGAAGAGGCAGCGACGCGCUCCUCGAAUGCUCGAUUUGUACGCUGGUCGGAUGGUAGUCUCAGUCUACAAGUGGGUGAGGAGAUGUUUGACUGUCGCAUCAAGUCUAUUCCCUCUGAGCACAACUACCUCACACUCAUGCAUCCGGAAGAAGGACUCUUGCGGAUGCAAGGCAAGUUUGCCACAUCCCUCAGUAUCCUACCUUCCGGACUCGCCUCAAAAUCGCAUGCCGACUUGAAGGCCGAUAUCGCACGUCGUCAGCAAUCAAGCAAGAACCGCGGCGUCAAGGAAUUCAACACCUCAGCCGACCCGGAGGCACUCUCGCGAAACGCAGCAAAAGCAGAAGCAGAUCGUAUCAAGGCACGGAAACGCCUUGAAACGCAAAAACAACGUGCAUUGGGACGGUCGGGCGAUGGCCGAAUGGGUAGUCGUCUCACGGCGGCUGCACUCGAUGAUAACUCAGAUGAAGAACUCGGUGUUGGUAAUAGAAGGAAUCUGGAUCGCUACGACGACGACGAUGGGUUCAUUGAAAACGAUGAGGAUGAAGAGGAGGAGGAAGCCGGGGCUGAACGACUGCAAGCGCUCAAAUCUAAGGGUGCUGAAGCGUAUGCGUCGCGAAAGCGUAAAGUGUCUGAAGAUCCGUUGGAUCGUGCAGAAGCAGCGCUGGAAGGCGAACGUGCCGGUCGGUCCUCUGAGGAAGAAGCCGCUGAGAUGACGGACAAGGACGAGCCAAAGAAGCAGGAGGAGCAGAGCAAAAAGAAGGCACGGCGGCUGAUCUUUGACUCUGACGAUGAUGACGAGUAGGGUGUCGGUCCGUCAAUGAUCACCUCAAUCGUGCACUGGCUGUCUCUUGGCAGGUGUUGGCCAGGUAGAGAUGAUGUGACUGAUGGCUUUAUCCAUCGCCAGGCUACUAAUGGGCUCAUUGUCAUCCACACGCCGUAGGUGGAAUGGAUUGAGGACUGCCCUGAUGUAGGCUGCGUGGAUACGAGUGAGCACGCUCUUGACCAUACUCUCACUAAUCAACAACUCUGUCUCCUGUAUCGCCAAGACGAUCUUGAUGUGCGUAUUCGUAAGGAGUCCAUACAGCGAGACUCGAGGGUAUGCAGUGAGUAGCCCAAAGUAGCUUUCUUGAGGUUUUGCAGCAGUGCUUGCAUUUUGUAAACGCUCGUAAAAGACGUCGCAUGCA